This is a messenger RNA of Closterium sp. Naga37s-1, 1176 nucleotides long. Lineage: Eukaryota; Viridiplantae; Streptophyta; Zygnematophyceae; Desmidiales; Closteriaceae. The record is from the annotation of a GenBank genome assembly.
AUGGGGCAACCGGAGCCCGCGCCUGCAUGCGGUGCGCUCCAAGGGCGUGAAGAAUGCCCGUCAGGGAGCGCCACAGCUCCCGGACCACAAGCGUGCUUGCGCCGAUCGCCGCGGCUCCAGAUCCAGCGCGCAAGUGCCGCCUCAGGCCCCGGACAGCCUCGUCAAGCUGUCCCGCAGCAGCAGCGCCUCCCUCCGCGGGCGCAGCCAGCACGGGCGCCAGGAGCACCGCGAGCUGGAACUGGAGCGGCUGAUCUUCAUCAGCGGGAGGCGAAUACUACGCCGCAAACGCGCCGCCACCAGCGGCCACCCCCGCAACAGGCGGAACCGGUGGCAAGCGAAGACGCGCUCCAGGGGCGGGCGCCGACGCAGCGGGUGCAGAGGCCGUUGGGAUGUGAACCUGAGGAGGGGGUGCGGCGACAGGCGGCGGACUCAAGGGGAGCACAGGCUGGCGUGGAGCCUCAAGGGCCGGCGAGGCGCGCAUCGAACUGCUCUGGCUCUGCGACGCCCUCUCCUCGCGUACCGCCCUCGACACCUCCCGCUGAAGAUCUGCCAUCGUCACCGGCGGGCGGUACCCCCCACCACCACCGCGCCCGCGGGAACCCCUCCAGUCCCCCUGACCACCGGGGUGAGCAGGCCAGUGAGGCUGCUGCUGGUAACGCCGUGGAGAAUCACGGCGGCGACGAGACGACCGGCGAUCCUGGUGUGGCGCAGGGGAAUGAGGACGAGACGGGCGGCGGUCAGGUGACUGGGGUCGUGACGGCUGGCCUGCCAGGGCCAUCGGUGCCACAGCAGGCGCGGACUGACCCGCCGCUGAGGGCGCAACCAAGGGAGCCGGGCCGCCAGUGGUGGCGAACACCGCCAGCAGCGACUGCGCAACGGCGGGGAUCGCCGCAGGGAGUACAACAGCGGCAGGUAGCGCAGCAGGAACGCCGGGGGGAGACUGCGCAACGACGGGAGCAGACGACGCAGGUGGCGCAGGAUCGGGACCAGGGGCAGGAACAGACGGUUCUACAGCAGCGGGAGGGGGUGCAGGAGGAGCAGCCAGACCGGACGGAACAGCAACAGGGGCAGACGGGCCGGACUCGGGAGCGGCAAGGGGAGCCGCGGGUGCGAGGGGAAGAAUCGUUUCAGAGACUGCUGACACGGGCUUCGGAGCCUGCGGUAGAGGGGGCUUAG